Molecule: messenger RNA, 420 nt
Organism: Aptenodytes forsteri (emperor penguin)
Lineage: Eukaryota; Metazoa; Chordata; Aves; Sphenisciformes; Spheniscidae
Gene: CUNH5orf47
Product: chromosome unknown C5orf47 homolog
Exons: 5
Coding region: 1-420 (139 amino acids)
Source: RefSeq, a predicted model, not a curated record
AUGGAGCCUGGCCACAGCCAGGGCAGGCUGCGCGUGCAACUUGUUUAUGUCAACAGCUUUGGCUCCCACCGCUGCGGCUCCAUCAUCCGCUAUGGUGGGGGCUGUCAACAGGCCGAGGCGGGCCGGGCUGGGCCCCCGCUUUCCCAGUCAAGUGAUCUUCGAGAGGAUAAGGCUGACGUCUUUGACUUUCCCUUCCCUUCAAGAAAUGUUGAUAAAGUAAUUAAACGAAAGAAGCAAAAGUCCAAAGUUUGGCUUAAGGUCUGGAAAGUAAUUUCAAAAAUGCUUGAAGAAAAUGAAAAGUUCCGAAGUCGACUCUUGACUUGCAGUCAGUUUAAUGGAGAAGGCAAUGAUAUGAACCAAAGUUCACAGAAUGAGGCAUCCUACUUGGACAGGGAGGAGUCCAUCUUUGGCUGGGUAUAG